Molecule: messenger RNA, 5238 nt
Organism: Galleria mellonella (greater wax moth)
Lineage: Eukaryota; Metazoa; Arthropoda; Insecta; Lepidoptera; Pyralidae
Exons: 1
Coding region: 3459-4922 (487 amino acids)
Source: RefSeq, a predicted model, not a curated record
UUGUUUAUCUUGAUGAUAUCGUAGUGUUUGCAUCCAGCCUUCAAGAACAUAAACAGAAAUUAACUGAAGUAUUCGAUCGGUUACGAAAAUACGGUCUGAAAAUACAACCAGAUAAAUGCGAAUUCUUGAGAAAAGAAGUUGCUUACCUGGGUCAUAUUAUAUCGAGUGAAGGUGUAAAGCCAAAUCCCGAAAAAGUAAAAUCAGUUCGUGAGUUUCCAGUCCCUAAAUCAUGUAAAGAUAUUAAAUCAUUUCUUGGUCUCGCAGGCUACUAUCGUAGGUUCAUACCUAACUUUAGUAAGCUCACUAAGCCUUUAACAAGCUUAUUAAGAAAGGAUGUUCCGUUUACAUGGAGUUGUGUACAACAGCAGGCUUUUGACUCCUGUAAGGAAAUUCUCACAACGACUCCUCUGUUACAAUAUCCCGAUUUUACUAAAGAGUUUAUAUUAACUACGGAUGCUUCAAUCCACGCUAUCGGAGCGAUUCUCUCGCAAGGUGAAAUUGGCAAAGAUUUACCUAUUGCUUACGCAUCACGUACGUUAAAUAAAGCUGAAAGUAAUUACUCUACCAUAGAGCGCGAACUUCUCGCAAUAGUAUGGGCCGUGAAACACUUUCGACCAUAUUUAUUCGGUAGAAAAUUUAAAAUAUUUACUGAUCACAAACCACUCACAUGGUUAUUUUCCAUUAAAGAUCCGGGAUCUCGUCUCGUUCGCUGGAGACUGAAACUAGAAGAAUAUGAAUAUGAAAUAAAUUACAAAGCCGGAAAAAAUAAUACAAACGCCGAUGCCUUAUCACGACCACCUAUAUUAAAUAUGGGUACAGACAACCCUGAAAAACAAUUUGAAACAUUAUUAAAAACAAACUAUGAACAAUUCUUAUCUCAAGGUUGUAGCGCUAAUUCACACAAGCUUAAAACUUCACCUGAAAAUCUUUUAGAGUCUAAUCAUAAAAAUAUCUUCAUCCCUGUGUCGUGUCAAAAAUCGGAUCUUAAUAACUUAUACAACGAAGCUUUAGAUUUAUGUGCUUCCCAAAGCAAUCAACCUGAAACAGAAAAACAAGUCUACGACAUAGAUAAAAUAACUUCUGAAUAUCAGCAAAACAUUUUCCUUUGUUAUACUAGAACAUCAUACUAUGAUCCAUGGGACGCGGAGAGUUAUUUCAAAUCAUUGUUAUCGUGCUUACAUAAGCAUAAUAUUGAAACUUUGUAUAUACCGAACCUGAAAUAUGAUCAAACUUGCAAGCUUCAGGGCAACCAACAGCUACAUAUCUCAGCUUAUUUAGCAGAAAUAUAUAAUUGCAAUAUAAUCAUUUGCGAGAAUAAAAUUACUCAUCCUUCGCCUCAGGAAAUUCCCAGCAUUCUAAAAACAUACCAUGAUGAACCGCUCUCAGGACAUCGAGGUAUAAUUGAAACCACUAGGAAAAUUCGAGAACAUUACUUCUGGAAAAAUAUGGCCGAAGAUAUCAAAAAUUACAUAAACUCUUGUGAAAUAUGUCAGCGCAAUAAGAUUCAAAGAAAAACUUUUAAAGCUCCAAUGGUAUUAACAUCCCAAUCUAAUGAACCUUUUGAACGUGUUUCUAUAGACUUAGUAUCAUAUUCUGACAUUAGUGACAAUAAUAACAAAUACAUAUUGACACUACAAGAUGAACUAACUAGGUACGUCCAAGCUUAUCCAAUUCCUGAUAAAGAAGCUCUAACAGUUGCUAAACAACUCUUUCACUUCUGUCAACAUUUCGGUGUACCUAGACGUUUCCAUUCUGACCAAGGUACUGAAUUCAUGAAUGGACUAAUGAAGCAAUUAAUAAGACUUCUCGGUACAAGUCAAACUUUUAAUACAGCUUACCACCCUCAAACUAAUGGUGCAUUAGAAAGGUUUCAUGCCACACUUCGAGAUCACAUACGAAUGUACCAAGCACGUAAAUUGAAAAAUUGGGAUCAAAUUAUUCCACUGGCUAUUAUAUGUCAUAACACCUCAGUUAAUAGCUCUACAGGUUUCACACCCUACGAACUUCUAUUUGGUUUUAAACCAAGACCUUUUUAUUCAUUAAAAACAAUACCCGAUUAUACUGCAUUCGAUUACAUUAAAGAUUUAAACGAACGACUUACAAUAGCCCGCGAUGUCGCAACACAGAACGUUCAGAAAAUGAAAGAAAAAGCCAAGGAACGUUACGACGGGAAAAUUAAAAAUAUUGCUAAAUUUAAUGUAGGUGACAAGGUGAUGAUCAAGGUCCCUAACCCAAAUAAUUUAGAUAAUAAGUGGGAAGGGCCAUUCGAUGUGAUACGUGUAGGCUUUAAUGAAAAUUAUGUUAUUCGUAAAUCCGGGAGACAUCAGUUAGUUCACGCAAAUAGAUUAAGACCUUAUGAAAUAAAUAAACUCGUUAAUUAAACAAACAAUCAGCCGUGUGGUAGCCGGCUUUACCAAAGAAUAGCACCAACGUUCAGAUUUGACGUGUCGUAUAAGGCGACUAACAAACAAUUAGCCGUGUGGUAGCCGGCUUUACCAAAGAAUAGCACCAACGUUCAGAUUUGACGUGUCGUAGAAAGCGACUAACAAACAAUCAGCCGUGUGGUAGCCGGCUUUACCAAAGAAUAGCACCAACGUUCAGAUUUGACGUGUCGUAUAAGGCGACUAACAAACAAUUAGCCGUGUGGUAGCCGGCUUUACCAAAGAAUAGCACCAACGUUCAGAUUUGACGUGUCGUAGAAGGCGACUAACAAACAAUUAGCCGUGUAGUAGUCGGCUUUACCAAAGAAUAACACUGACGUUCAGAUUUGACGUGUCGUAUAAGGCGACUAACAAACAAUUAGCCGUGUAGUAGUCGGCUUUACCAAAGAAUAACACUGACGUUCAGAUUUGACGUGUCGUAUAAGGCGACUAACAAACAAUGAGCCGUAUAGACGCCGGCUUGUACAAAGAAUAGCUCUAAUAUGUUAAGUUGUUUCCACAUCAAACAACUUAUAGUAUUAAUUUAUUAUAAGCAAUAUUCAAAAUCAAUUAAAUCAAUAAUUCCUCAAUAAUCAAUUAAAUCAAUAAUUCUUCUAUAAGCAACUAAAUCAAUAAUUCUUCUAUAAUCAAUUAAAUCAAUGAUUCUUCAAUAAUCAAUUAAAUCAAUAAUUCUUCUAUAAUCAAUUAAAUCAAUGAUUCUUCAAUAAUCAAUUAAAUCAAUAAUUCUUCUAUAAUCAAUUAAAUCAAUAAUUCUUCAAUAAUUAAUCAAUAAUUCUUCUAUAAUCAAUUAAAUCAAUAAUUCUUCAAUAAUCAAUCAAUCUUAAUCAAUAAAUUGAGAUUUUGUAUCAUUUUUGUUAUAUUCGUUAGCUUACGAAUCGUCCUAAAAUCGUCUUUAUUUCUAAUAAAAAAUAAAACAUAAUUAAAACAUAAAUUUAUAAAUAAUAGUUCUUAUGUUUGUUCAAUUCGAUAUUACCUUAAUAAAUUAGAAAAAAACUUGUAAUAGAAUCUUCUUCCUUGAUGCUCGAACAAAUCUUAAUUAUUUCUUCAACAACUAAAAACUUCAAUGAAACUAUAUUUAAAAUAACGUAUGAUGAGCAAAUAAUUAACGAAAAUAUUAAUCGCCUUAAUGAUUACUUAAACUCAAGUCAAAAGGUUAUUUUCAAUCUAAAGGCUAGUGAAGACAUUUCCGUAAUUUCCUUGCAGAUAUUAGAAUCGGUAAUAAAUCUAGAAAAUGAAAUUAAUGAUUGUUUAGCAAGCAUAUUGUUCGUAAAAUCUAAUACAAUACAUCCCUCUAUAAUAACUCUUAAACAUCUAUAUGAAGAACUUUUAUUAUCUAAUCAUAUACGUACCAACAAACACUUAGUUACUCCAGUCACUAUUGAAAAUAUUCAUCAAAUAUUAGACUCAGCUUCUCUUUCUGCUCAUGUAUAUUCUGAUAGACUUGUAUACAUAUUAGAUUUUCCAUUAAUUCAAGGCGAACCUCUUAAUCUCUAUCACAUAUAUUCCAUUCCAAUUCAACAUUUUAAUUCCUCUUUACAUACAACCAUCCUACCUGAGCACAUGCAUUUGGCUACAAAUCCUAGCGGUAAUAUAUACGUAUCUACGAGCGACCUCACUUCAUGCAAGUCCUACACUAUAAAGAAGAAGAUCUGCACCUCUUUUAUCGCAUAUGAAGCAGCAUCACGUCCAUUAUGUGAGCUCCAUAUCCUGUUAAGCAUUUCAAAGACUUUACCUGAAAUUUGUACCACAUCCACAUUUGAAGCAAGAAUUAACACUUUUCAAAACAUUGACAACAACCAAUGGCUUUACAUACUUACAGAAGACACUAAUUGUAUACUUCAAUGUAAAACGGAAGUUACACAUCAUAAAUUACAAGGAGCAGGCAUUUUAUCCUUACCGGAAAACUGCAAACUUUAUACUGGGUAUAGUACGCUAACAGCCUUUCAAUCUAUUGAAGAAAAUGUGACAUAUCCUGUAAUAAUUCCAGACAUUAGAACAGACGAUUGCUUUGAAGAAUACAAGAACUUUGAAGCUCCAAACUUAAUUCCUAUUAAAAUUAAUGAAAUGCCUUUGGAUUCACUGAAACAAAUAAAACAUCAUGUCGAUAAAUUUAAGGAAAGCUUAGAAAAUAUGAGAUCUCGACCAAUCUUACAAAGAUAUUCGUCAACGUUUACAUGGAUAUACUUCGUGUUAUUCAUAACAAUGCUAGGAUACUUCAUUUAUAAGAUUAGCAAACGUUGUCCGAAUGGAUUACUCCUGCGUAACCGAAGACCAAGCCGUGAUAAUAGUUGUAUACAAAUAUUUAACAACUGUUUUUCAAACACAUCACGACGUCAGAGAACCCAAGUUGCCGUCCCGAUGACUACUAUAGCAACAAGUACCUGCGUAACGGAAGACGAAGAGGAAAAUGAAGAAAAUUAUCCAAGAACUUCAACACCGAGAGUUCAAAGAUCAAGCUCUCAAGCCCAAUCUUUAUUCUAAGGGGGAGGUGUUACAUAUAUUAAGAGUACGUGACCUAAGACCAUGUGUCAGCCUACGACCUAAUCAUUAUAAUAUUUGACAUUCCUAUUUGUAUAUUUGUAUUUGUCCAUUUGAUAUCGAAAUCAUUAUAUUGUUUAAUAUUCAUAUUUGUAUAUUUGUCUAUCUCAUCCAAGUUUCCAUUAGUAAGUUAUUAUCUCUAUUUGUUGUCACUCUUUCAAUGGAAGUAUUUGACUAUUGUAAUUGUAAAUAGUAAUUAAGAUAUCUCUACUAUAUAUAUGGACGAUUUGUAAUAAUAAAGACAGUUCAAUUCAGAAUA